Aphis gossypii (cotton aphid) is the source of this 2820-nucleotide messenger RNA. RefSeq lists its product as uncharacterized. Lineage: Eukaryota; Metazoa; Arthropoda; Insecta; Hemiptera; Aphididae. The record is from RefSeq and is a predicted model, not a curated record. Bases 406 to 2406 code for a protein of 666 amino acids. Gene Ontology annotation, cellular component: cytosol. The transcript has 14 exons. Gene Ontology annotation, molecular function: aldose reductase (NADPH) activity.
ACAACAAACGUCAAACUCUUUUUUUAUACAAUUUUAAAUAUUAAUUAUUAUAAAAUAUAUAAUAUAAUAUUAUAUUAUACAAGUUACAACCGUUGAUUUAACCAUAUUCUGUUACAGACCAUAGUGUCAUUCUAUGAUUGAAUUGUGAAAUUUAUCAGUUAUUCUGUGUUAUAACUACUUAUAAUAAACAAUAAUUAGAGAAUUUAGAUACUAAAACUCAAUUACUAUUUACUGGAUUGAUAAGUAAUGUAUAUUGACUAUUGACUGUUCUGCCUUUUGUUUAAGUUAUUCAGUAUACAUUGUACAAUACUACAGUAACCAAUUUUACAUUUUACCUACCUAGUUCUUCUACAUUUUUAUUUCGAAAACUAUUUUUUUAAUAAUUAUUCAGAUAGAUACUUAAAUAUGGCAUCUAAUUUGACAAAAAUGGUCAAGUUCAAUAAUGGUCAAUUAUAUCCAAUUUUAGGUUUGGGAACUUGGCAGGCAUCAGCUGUCAUUGAUGAUUCUCAACACACUGCGCUCAUUAACUCUAUAAAAAGUGCGAUUGAUAUAGGAUAUCGUCAUUUUGACUGUGCUGCCAUUUAUAAUAAUGAAAAACUUUUGGGAAAGGCUAUAAAUGAUAAAAUUUUAGAAGGCGUUGUUAAAAGAGAUGAAUUAUUUAUCACUAGUAAGCUUUGGAAUGAUAAGCAUAGAUUUGAACUGGUGGAAGAAGCAUUGAAGAAUACUUUGAACGAUUUAUGUUUGAGUUAUGUAGAUUUAUAUCUUAUUCAUUGGCCUUUUGGAACUAGUGAAGAUCCUAAUGCUACUGACAGUGAAGGGCGAUUAUUAGGUUCUGGUGUCUCUUAUUUAGAAACUUGGAAAGCUAUGGAAGGAUGUGUUCAAAAAGGUCUUACAAAAUCGAUUGGAGUGUCAAAUUUCAAUAUUAGACAGUUAAAAGAUAUUUUAGAAAUAGCUACCAUUAAACCAGUUGUUAAUCAGGUCGAGUGUCAUCCUUAUUUAACGCAAAAUAAACUGAAAGAAUUUUGUGAAAGUAAUGGAAUACUACUUACUGGUUAUGCACCAUUAGGAUCAGCAAAAAGAUCAUGGGCCGGACCAGAAGAAGAUGCUAUUUUAGAUGAACCCAUCGUAAAACAAUUAGCUGAUAAAUAUAAGAAAACUAAUGCUCAAAUAUUAAUAAAGUUCCAAAUCCAAAGAGGUGUUAUAGUCAUACCAAAAUCAUCCAACCCAAAGAGACAGAUAGAAAAUUUUGAUGUCUGGGAUUUUGAGUUAACUUCACAAGAUAUAGAUUUACUUGAAUCUUUGAACAAAAAUGCUCGUUAUUUUGAAUUUAAUACUAGUUCUAAAGUAAUUCUAGAGUAUAGGUAUAUUCUACAUCAAUUGUCAUUAUAUCAAUUUAUUCAUUAUAAAGUGUUUGAGUGUUUAUUGUAUAAUAAUAUGUCGUCAUCUUCAUCAGUGAAAAUGGUGAAAUUCAACAAUGGUCAACAGUAUCCAAUUUUAGGAUUGGGUACUUGGCAGACCAAACCUGAAUUAAAAGAAUCUGAACAAACAGAAAUUUACAAUGCAGUUAAAAGUGCAAUAGAUAUAGGAUAUCGUCAUUUUGAUUGUGCAGCUUUUUACAACAAUGAAAGUUCUAUAGGAAAGGCUAUUGCUGAAAAAAUUAAAGAAGGAGUCAUAAAAAGAGAAGAAAUAUAUAUAACUAGUAAGCUAUGGAAUAAUAAACAUAAGCCUAAUGAAGUUGAAGGUGCAUUGAAGAAUAGUUUGAAAUUAUUAGGUUUAGAUUACCUAGAUUUAUACCUUAUUCAUUGGCCAGUAGCAACUACUGAGUAUCCGACUGUUUUAGACAGUGAAGGACGGUAUAUUGGCACUGAUGAUUCUUAUUUAGACACAUGGAAGGCUAUGGAACAAUGCGCUCAAUUAGGACUCACAAAAUCAAUUGGAAUUUCAAAUUUUAAUAUUAAACAAGUGAAAGAUAUUUUAAAAAUAGCAACUAUAAAACCGGCUGUUAAUCAGGUUGAAAAUCAUCCGUAUUUAACUCAAAAUAAACUUAAAGAGGUUUGCGAGAGUAAUGGAAUACUAUUAACUGCUUAUGGACCGUUAGGAUCACCUUACAGAGGUGCAAACUCAAAAGGAUUAGUACUUUUAGAUGAACCAAUUGUUAAACAAAUAGCCGACAAGCAUAAAAAAACCAAUGCUCAAGUACUAUUAAGAUUUCAGGUCCAAAGAGGUGUUAUUGUCAUACCAAAAUCAUCUAAUUUAGAAAGACAAAAAGAAAAUUUUGAUAUUUGGAAUUUUGAGAUUAGCAAGGAAGAUAUGGACUUACUGCAGUCAUUAAACCAAAAUUUACGAUAUGUUCUUUUCAAACCAGGAAGUCACUUGAAAGACUAUCCGUUUAAUGAGGAACCAUGAACAUCAGUGAUAAUAGCAGUGCUUUGAUACUGUAAUAUUCUGAAUAAGAAUUAUAUGAAUAAAUUUAAUUUUGUUUUUUAAAAUUAAUUAAAGAGACUUAAGAAUUAUACUGUUAUGUAAAAUUAUCCAAAAUUAAAAAGAAGCAAAAAGACCUUACUACUACUAGGUUUGGUGUUUAGCAAACAUUUAUUACUUUGGUGGUUGGAGAUUUAUUAUUAUAAAUUUUAGCAUAAUGAAAAAUUAUAUAUCUAUUGCAAUUUAUAAUGUAAUAGCUAAUAUUAUAAUUAAUUUAACAUUUUGAGUAGCUCAUUAAAGUAAUUUAUGUUCAUACAUACUUCCUUGAAUUGAACAUAUUUCUUUGAUAUAGGUAGUUAAAUAUUUAUUGGAAAUAAAUUAUCAUAUUACUGAAUCAUA